AUGGACACUUCACGUGAAAUAUCCCACAGCAUAAAUCCCAACAAUCUCGAGGGCAUUUUAGUCCGUGUUCAACGGAGAAGGGUUUUGGAAGUGCCUCUAAAUAUAAGAUCCUUUAUUAGCAGCGUUACUACUGCUGCACUCGAGAAUGUAGAAAUACCGCUGAGGGACUUUAUCUGGGAGUUUGAUAAGGGAGAUUUUCAUCACUGGAUCGAUCUUUUUAAUCAUUUUGACUCAUUCUUUGAGAAGUUUAUAAAGCCAAGGAAGGAUUUGCAACUUGAAGACAAUUUUCUAGAAGGGGAUCCUCCAUUUCCUAGGGAAGCAGUUCUUCAAAUUCUUCGAGUCACAAGGAUUAUUGUAGAAAAAUGUACAAAUAAGCACUUGUACAGUUCAUUUGAGCAGCAUCUGUCAUCUCUUCUAGCUUCAACUGAUGCAGAUGUUGUUGAGGCAAGCCUUCAGACAUUGACUGCAUUUUUGAAGAAAACAGUUGGGAAGUGCUCCAUACGAGAUACUUCUUUGACUUCAAAGUUAUUUGCAUUUUCACAAGGGUGGGGGGGCAGGGAAGAAGGCAUUGGACUUAUUGCUUGUUCUAUACAAAAUGGUUGCGAUCCAAUUGCUUCUGAGAUUGGCUCCACACUUCAUUUUGAGUUCUAUUCUGUUCAUGAUACAUCAAAAGAGUCCAAUAUUGUCCAACAUGAGAAACAGGGGUUGCAAGUCCUUCAUAUGCCAAAAAUCAAUUGUUACAGUGAGAAUGAUCUUGAACUUCUUCAUAAGUUAGUUAAGGAGUACAGUAUACCUCCCAGUCUACGAUUCUCACUAUUGACAAGGUUGAGAUUUGCAAGGGCUUUUGACUCUUUAGCUGCUCGAUAUCAGUACAUCCGUAUCCAGUUAUAUGCCUUCAUAGUUCUUGUUCAAGCAAGCAAUGAUGCUGAUGAUAUGGCAGCUUUUUUUAACAAUCAACCUGAAUUUAUCAAUGAACUGUUAUCUUUACUAAGCUAUGAAGAUGAAAUUCCUGAGAAAAUUCAAAUCCUGGGAAUUCAGUCAUUGGUUGCUCUUUGUCAAGACAGAUCUCAUCAACCUACAGUUUUGUCUUCUGUAACAGCUGGUGGCCAUCGUGGAAUCCUUCCCAGUCUCAUGCACAAAGCAGUUGAUUCUAUUACCAGCGGUUCCACAAAAUGGUCUAUCGGUUUUGCUGAAGCGCUUCUAUCUCUUGUCUCCAUUUUGGUUUCAUCUACUCCUGGUUCUUUAGCUCUGCAGGAAGCAGGAUUUAUACCUACUAUUUUGCCCCUUCUUAAAGAUACUAAUCCACAACACCUACAACUUGUUAGUACUGCAGUUCAUGUGAUUGAGGGCUUCCUAGACUUCCAUAAUCCCUCUUCAGCAUUAUUCAGAGAUUUAGGUGGUCUGGAUGAUACUAUUGCACGCCUGCAGAUUGAAGUAUCACACGUUGGGAAGGGUUCAAAAAAGAAUGGAGAAGAGCCUCAGCAUAAUGGUAAGGGCAAGCAAGUCAUGGGCAGUUCAUCUGAGCUGGAUACACAACCUCUUUAUUCUGAAUCCUUGGUUUCAUAUCACCGGAAGUUAUUAAUGAAACCAUUACUCCGGACGAUAUCACUUGCAACUUAUGUCCCUGGUAGUUCUGCUCGUGUUGAUGGCGCAGAAGAGAGUGUGUUGCCACCAUGCUUGUGCGUUAUUUUUAGGAGGGCAAAAGACUUUGGCGGUGGAGUGUUUUCACUUGCUGCAAAUGUUAUGAGUGAUCUUAUACAUAAAGAUCCCACAUGUUUUCCUGCCCUUGAUGCAGCUGACUUGCCUCGGGCUUUUCUUGAUGCCAUCACGAGUGGUGUUCUCUGCUCUGCUGAAGCAGUAAUAUGUAUCCCCCAGUGCUUGGACGCAUUGUGUCUUAACAACACUGGUCUUAAACUGGUGAAGGAUCAUGAUGCUCUAAGGUGUUUCGUGAAAAUUUUCACUUCGAGGUCAUAUUUAAAAGCCCUCAGUGGAGAAACACCAGGAACCUUGUCCAGUGGAUUGGAUGAAUUAAUGCGUCAUGCAUCCUCCCUACGUGCUUCUGGAGUUGAUGUGCUUAUUUCAAUUUUGAAUACAAUAUCAAAAAGUGGAUCUGGCUUAGAGUCUUGUUCUCCAACAGAGUUGCCAAGCUCUUGUACUCCUGUUCCCAUGGAAACUGACCUAGAAGAGAGGAAGCUUAUUUCACUUGGUGAAGGGGAAACAUUGAAGAUGGGAAAUUCUGAACUGAUGAAUGAGGUGUCUUCAGAUAAUGCAUCUAUGACCAUAGAGUCAUUUCUUCCUGAGUGUAUAAGCAAUGCUGCUCGUCUUCUUGAAACUGUUCUUCAGAAUGCAGAUACAUGCCGUGUAUUCAUUGAGAAAAAGGGUAUUGAAGCAGUUCUUAAAUUAUUUACUCUUCAGUUAUUGCCAAUUUCUGUGUCAGUUGGUCAGAGUAUAUCUAUUGCAUUUAAAAACUUUUCACCUCAGCAUUCUGCUGCGUUGGCUAAGGCUGUUUGCUCUUUCGUCCGAGAACAUCUUAAGCUGUCAAAUGAAUUACUUUCAUCAGUUUGUGGAACUAAGCUAGCUGAUAUUGACUGCUUAAAACAAACUGAAGUCUUGAAAUGUCUCUCUAGUUUAGAGGGGCUGUUGUCACUUUCCAAUUUUCUUUUGAAGGGAACAACUUCUAUGGUCUCAGAGUUGGGAUCUGCAGAUGCGGAUAUUCUGCAGGAAUUGGGUAAGGCUUACAAAGAAAUAAUGUGGCAGAUCUCUUUAUCUAGUGAUUCCAAGAUAGAUGAGAAGCGGGAUACUGAUCAAGAAGCUGGAACUGGAGAUUCUUCUGCUUCUAAUGUACCAGGAAGGGAGAGCGAUGAUGAUGGAAAUAUUGUUCCAGUAGUCCGAUAUAUGAACCCUGUAUCAAUAAGGAAUACAUCUUCAUCGCGAUGGAGUGUAGAACAGGAUUUUGUGUCUGUGGUACGUUCUGCUGGAAGUAUGCAUCGGCAUGGUCGACAUGCAUUGUCACGGAUACGUGGUGGUAGGAUUAGCCGGCAGAUGGAUGCAACACAUACCGAUUCAGAAAUUUCCAUUAGCACAUUAGAGAGUUCCCUGAUUCAGUAUACUAAAAAGAGAAGUCCAGACAUCCUUGUCUCAGAACUUCUAACCAAACUUGGUUUAGCUUUGCGUUCCUUUUUUGCUACUCUUGUGAAAGGGUUAUCUGCUCGUCGUAGAGGUGAUUCCAGUUCCCUGAGUCCUGCAUCGAAGAGCCUUGUGACUGCUCUCGCGAAACUUUUCUUUGAUGCCCUUAGUUAUUCUGGACAUUCUAUUGCCGGCCUUGAAAUGUCAUUAUCUGUUAAAUGUCGGUAUCUUGGAAAGGUUGUAGAAGACAUGGCUGCACUUACUUUUGACAGCAGACGUCGUACAUGCAAUACCACAUUGGUGAACAGUUUUUAUGUCAAUGGAACAUUUAAGGAGCUUCUGACUACAUUUGAGGCUACAAGCCAGUUACUGUGGACUCUGCCUUUAUCUAUCCCGACUGCUGGGUCUGAUCAAGGACACUCUAUUGAUGAGAAGGUAUCUCACAGUUCUUGGCUGCUGGAUACGUUGCAAAGCUAUUGUCGUUUGCUGGAAUAUCAUUGCAAUUCUUCGUUGCUUUUAUCUCCAACAUUGCCAUCUCAGGCUCAGCUUCUUGUUCAACCUGUUGUGGCUGGAUUAUCAAUUAAUCUUUUCUCUGUUCCAAGGGACCCUGAGGCAUUUGUUCGCAUGUUGCAAUCACAAGUUCUAGAUGUGAUCCUUCCUGUAUGGAAUCACCCUAUGUUUCCUAAUUGUAAUUCAGCUUUUAUUACCUCCAUGAUUUCCAUUAUUACUCAUAUAUACUCUGGUGUUGGAGAUCCGAAGCGUGGUCGCAAUGGAAUCACAGGAAGCACUGGCCAACGGCUCACUAGCCCUCCGCUUGAUGAAUCUACUGUUGCCAAUAUAGUUGAGAUGGGUUUUACCAGGGCUCGAGCUGAGGAAGCUCUGAGAAAUGUGGGCACAAAUAGUGUUGAGAUGGCCACAGAUUGGUUGUUUAGCCAUCCUGAGGAAUUUGUGCAGGAGGAUGUUCAGCUUGCUCAGGCACUUGCUUUGUCCUUGGGAAAUUCAUCAGAAACACCCAAAGAGGAUAGCAAUGAUAAGACAAGAAAUGCAUUUGCUGAAGAGAGGGUGCCGGAGAUGCCCCCAGUUGAUGAUAUUCUUGGUACAUCAAUGAAGUUGUUUCAAAGUAGUGAUUCGAUGGCAUUUCCAUUGACAGAUCUGUUAGUGACACUUUGCAAUCGAAACAAAGGGGAGGACCGUCCAAGGGUGACGUUGUAUCUCGUUCAGCAGAUUAAGCUUUGCCCAUCAGAUUUUUCGAAGGAUAUCAGUGCACUAUGUCCUAUCUCGCAUAUUUUGGCGCUGCUUCUCAGUGAAGACGGUAGCACAAGGGAAAUUGCUGCAGAGAAUGGUACCGUUUCUGUUGUACUGGAUAUACUGGCUAGCUUCAGAGUAAGGAAUGGGUCCAGAAAUGAGCCUUCAGCAACAAGAAUUGUAAGUGCUUUGUUGCUUAUUAUCAAUAAUAUGUUGCAGUCUGGACCUAAAUUUGCGUUUGAGAAGAUUUUAGGGAAAUCAACUGGUUAUCUAUCUCUCGAGGAGAGUCAACGGGCAUUGGCUAUCUCAUGUGAACUUAUAAAGCAGCAUGUUCCAGCAGUAGCUAUGCAGGCUAUUCUACAAUUAUGUGCACGCUUGACAAAAACACAUGCUAUAGCAACACAGUUCCUUGAAACUGGAGGUUUAGCUGCUCUUUUUAGUCUUCCAAGAACUUGUAUAUUCCCUGGGUUUGACAGCUUAGCAUCUGUUAUUGUUCGGCACCUCAUUGAAGAUCCUCAAACUCUACAAACUGCUAUGGAAUUGGAAAUCAGGCAGACCCUUACUGGCACUCUUAGCCGACAUGCUGGCCGUCUUUCACCUCGCAUAUUUUUGACAUCCAUGGCACCUGUCAUAUCUAGAGAUCCUGAGAUCUUUAUGAGAGCUGCAGCUGCAGUUUGUCAAUUGGAGUCAUCAGGAGGGAGGAUGAACAUAGUCUUGUUGAAGGAAAAAGAAAAAGAUAAGGACAAAAUGAAAGCUUGUGGCAUUGAAACUGGGGUCCCUUCUAAUGAGCCUAUUAAGAUGCCUGAGAAUAGACCUAAUGAUACCGGCAAAUGUUCUAGAAGCCAUAAAAGAGUUCCUGCUAAUCUUUCCCAGGUGAUUGAUCAACUUUUGGAAAUUGUUAUGAGCUUUCCGUCGGCAAAGAAAAUUGAAGAAAGUGCUAGUGCGGUAACUCCUAUGGAAGUUGAUGAAUCUGCUAUAAAGGAAAAGGGUAAAUCAAAAGUUGAUGAGACAAAGAAGGUGGAUGAUGAUAGUCUCUCUGAAAGAUCUGCAUGGCUGGCGAAGUUGACAUUUGUCCUGAAGUUGAUGAGUGACAUACUUCUCAUGUAUGUCCAUGCAGUAAGUGUAAUCUUGAGACGGGAUAUGGAGACAUGUCAGCUACGGGGAUCUGUGCUAGCAGGUGGCCCUGGAAAUGGCGGAAUAGUGCAUCAUGUUUUGCAUCAGCUACUUCCAGUGUCUUCUGAGAGAACUGCUGAAACCUCAGAUGAAUGGAAAGAUAAAUUGUCUGAAAAAGCAUCUUGGUUCUUGGUAGUGUUAUGCGGCAGAUCUACUGAGGGGCGCAGACGAGUUAUUUCUGAAAUUGUGAAAGCAUUUUCUUCUAUUUUAGAUUCAGAAGGCAACUCCUCUAAAAGCAGUUUGUUACCUGACAAGAAGGUUUUAGCUUUUGCUGGUCUGGUAAAUUCUAUUUUGUCCAGAAAUUUGUCGUCCAGUAACUUGCCUGGUCCUGGAUGCUCACCUGAUUUUGCUAAGGCCAUGAUAGAUGGGGGAAUGGUGCAGUCACUUUCUGGUAUCCUUCGAGUGAUAGAUUUGGACCACCCAGAUGCUCCAAAGGUUGUAAACAUGAUACUCAAGGCUUUAGAAAGUCUUACAAGAGCUGCCAAUGCUAGUGAUCAAGUGCUCAAGUUGGAUGGGCUUGGUAAGAAAAGAUCUUCUGGAGCACAAGGUAGAACUGUAGAUCAGACUACUUCUGAAGUUGAAACUGAAAACCACGGUCAAAAUGCAAACUAUCAGCAUGAAGCUACUGUUACAGUACAACCUGCAGAGCAGCAGAUUCACGAACCUUCUCAAAAUGAUAGGGACCAUGGGACAAAUACAGAGCAGUCUAUAGAGCAGGAUAUGCGAGUUGAUGGGGAGGAAAACACUGUCACUAAUGCACCUGCUGAACAUGUGUUGGAGUAUAUGCGUGAGGACAUGGAUGAAGGUGGUGCACUACGGAAUUCAAAUGAGGUUGGAAUGACUUUUCAUGUUGAACACCAGACAGAUGAUGAUAUGGGCAAUGAAGAUGAGGAGGAUGUAGGGGAGGAUGGUGAAGAUGAUGAUGACGAUGAGGAGGAUGAGGAAGAGGAUGAAGAUAUAGCAGAAGAAGGAGCUGCAUUAAUGUCUUUAGCUGAUACAGAUGUGGAGGACCAUGAUGACAAUGGUAUGGGUGAUGAAUAUAAUGAUGACAUGCUUGAUGAAGAAGAUGACGGUUUCCCUGAUAAUCGUGUUAUUGAGGUGAGGUGGAGGGAUGGUUUAUCUGGGUUAGAUCACCUGCGAGUUUUAAGGGGACCUGGUGAUGCAAGCAGUUUCAAUGAUGUUGCUGCAGAGACCUUUCAUGAUGACAUAUCCCGUCUUCGUCGUCUAUUGGGUAUAGAACGCCGCCGUCAAAGUAGCAGGACUUUUCUUUCUCGGUCAAGGCUUGAAGGAAGUGCUUUCCAACAUCCAUUACUUGUGAGACCUUCACAAUUAGGGGAGCCGGUUGCUUCAUUGUGGUCUGCUAGCGGGAACUCAUCUAGAGACUUAGAAGCUUCAUCAUUUGGAGGUUUUGAUGUAGCCCAUUUCUACAUGUUAGAUGCUGGACUUCCAUCUGAACAUGCUGUUGCAACUAUGUUUGGUGACCGUUUGGUUGGUACUGCACCCCCUCCUCUAAUUGAUUUCUCACUUGGCAUGGAUUCUUUGAAUAUUGGUGGAAGAAGGGGAGCUGGUGAUAGUCGGUGGACUGAUGAUGGUCUGCCUCAGGCAGGUAGCCAUGCUGCUGCUAUUGCACAGGCAGUAGAGGAACAAUUUGUGUCUCAGUUGCGCGGGUUAAUUACUGUCAAUGACCCUCCAGAUCAGAGACAGCUUGAUCUCUCUGCAGGACAAGCUAACCAACAAUCGCCUCUAUUAAAUGCCAAUAGGGAUGCACCUGUGGCAGAUGAUCUUCCCACUGAACCAAGUGAAGGACAGCAUCAAGAAUUAGAGACUAGUCCAGGGCAUCAGCCGGGGAACUUGCCUGUUGGAGUUGAUACAAGCCUUCCAAACCUGUCUCAUGGAAUAAUUGAUGCACAGUCAGUUGUUGGAGCAGAGGAGAGUCAAGGGACACCAGAAAUAAGGCCAAGAUUUCCCGAUGAUCUGAAUGUUGCACGUAAUGGUAGUGAGACCAUACACUAUGGGGAAGGACCUGUGGAAGAAGUUGGCCCAACCACUGUGCCUUUAGAUACUAUUCCUGAAAUGGAUAUAUCAUCUGCUGACUUACAAAGUCUGGAUCACCCUAUGCUAGAUGGUUCUGAAGCACCUGCCAAUCCUCACAAUUUGGAAUUGCACAAUGAAAGUAGAGAGGGACUGUCAGUUUUGGAUAGCCAUUCUAGUAGUCAUGCCCUUAUUUCUUCAGGCUCUGGCAUGCCAGAGUUCAGUGAUGGUCAUGCUGGUUCAGCUCUUGCAAGUGCAGAUAUUGAUAUGAAUGGAGCAGACACCGUUGGGGAUCAAUUUGAGAGCCCUGUAACUGCUUCUAAUGGAGAAGAAUUAUCUGCCAGGCUAAAUCCAACAGUUCCUCAAGAUGCUAAUCAGGCUGAUCAAGUCAAUGUCAACAAUGAGGCUUCUAGCACAAAUGCAAUUGACCCAACAUUUUUGGAGGCACUGCCAGAGGAUCUCCGUGCUGAAGUGCUGGCUUCCCAGCAAAUUUCCCAACCUCGAUCUGCGCAAGCUGAAACAUAUGUUCCACCACCCACAGAAGAAAUAGAUCCUGAAUUUUUAGCUGCUCUUCCUCCAGAUAUCCAAGCUGAAGUUUUGGCUCAACAACGAGCACAAAGAAGCAUGCAUUCUCAGCCAGCGGAGGGGCAACCGGUUGACAUGGAUAAUGCUUCGAUUAUAGCUACUUUCCCUCCUGAUCUACGUGAGGAGGUACUCCUUACCUCAUCUGAAGCAGUUUUAUCAGCAUUACCUUCAGCUUUACUUGCUGAGGCCCAAAUGCUUAGAGAUAGAUACCAUCCUCGAAGCGGCUUCUUUGGAGGAAGCCAUAGACUUGGUGGCAGGAGGCUGGCAAUUGACAGGCAGAUAGUAAUGGAUAGAGGUGUGGGAGUUACUAUAGGUCGAAGAGCAGUGUCUGCCACUGCAAACAGCUCAAAGAUCAAAGAAAUUGAGGGAAUGCCUCUUUUGGAUGCAAAUGCUUUGAAAGCUCUUAUUCGCCUUUUAAGAUUAGCUCAGCCCCUGGGCAAAGGCCUUCUCCAAAGACUUCUAUUGAACCUAUGUGCACAUAGUAUUACACGUAAUAUUUUGGUUGGCCUUUUAGUUGAUAUGAUUAGACCUGAGGCUGAUGGGCAUAGUGGGUCGGCAAGCAUGAUUUCUCAGCGGCUUUAUGGAUGUCAGUGGAAUAUUGUCUAUGGCCGUCCUCAACCCACAGAUGGCCUUCCAACUCUCGUGUCUCGUCGAGUUCUUGAAAUCCUGACAUACCUGGCAACAAAUCAUUCAUCUGUUGCAGACAUUCUUUUUGACUUUGAUGGUGUGUUGGCCUCAGAAUCCUCAAACAGUAUCCAUUCAGAAAACAAGAGGGAAAAAGGUAAAGAGAAAAUCUUUGAGGCAAUGGCCUCAUCAAGUGUUCCAGAAACAUCACCUAAGGGUUCUAUGCCUCUAGUUAUAUUUUUGAAGCUUUUGAACAGACCGUUAUUUCUGCGCAGCAAUGCACAUCUUGAGCAGGUUAUGUCCUUGAUCCAAGUAGUAGUUAACACUGUUGUCUCAAAGAUUGAUUGCCCGCCUCCCUCUGCACAAGCUGCAGAUGGUUUUGCGAAUCAAGAGACUCAAAAAGAUUCUUCCACUUUAGAACAGAACCCUGGUCUGGAGAAGAAUCAAGGUCCUUGCCUGGUGGUGCCAUCUUCGGGCAGGAAUAACCCUGUGAGCCAAUAUGAUCUUCUUUUACAGCUUCCUGACUCUGAUUUACACAACCUCUGCACCAUUCUUGCUCAUGAAGGACUUUCAGAUAAAGUAUAUUCACUUGCUGCUGAAGUAGUAAAAAAAUUAGCAUCUGUUGCUUCUCCCCAUCGAAAAUUCUUUGCAACUGAGCUAGCAGGUUUAGCUCAUAAUUUGAGUUCUUCUGCUGUUUCUGAGCUCGUAACUUUGAGGAAUACGCAAAUGCUGGGACUUGGUGCUGGUUCUAUGGCUGGAGCUGCAGUCUUGCGUGUGCUACAAGCACUCGGUGCACUCACUUCAGUUGAUGAGAAAAAGGGCGAAGAUGUUGAGGAACAUGAGGAACAAUCUAUAUUAUGGAACCUAAAUGCAGCUCUUGAGCCAUUAUGGCAAGAACUAAGUGACUGCAUUAGCACUACUGAGGCAAAGCUAGGGCAGAGUUCAACUUUCUCUUCUCCUGUACUUUUGCCAGAUGCUGGUGAUAUUGGUGCCUCUUCCUCUCUUUCUCCACUUCUUCCUCCUGGCACACAGCAGCUAUUGCCAUUCAUAGAAGCUUUUUUUGUUCUGUGCGAGAAGCUGCAGACAAACCAAACUGUUGCGCUGCCAGAUAACAAUGUGACUGCAAGAGAAGUCAAAGAAUUUGCCAGUACUUCAUUGUCACCAUCCCUUAAGUGCAGUGGAACUGGCACUAUGACAUUUGCAAGGGUUGUAGAGAAGCAUCGACGCCUUCUGAAUGUUUUUAUAAGGCAAAGUCCAAGUUUGCUCGAAAAGUCACUGUCUAUGAUGUUGAAAGUUCCAAGGCUGAUUGAUUUUGACAACAAGAGAGCAUAUUUUCGGUCACGUAUUAGACAACAACAUGACCAUCACCCUUCUGCUCCUCUGCGGAUCAGUGUUCGCCGGGCAUAUGUCUUGGAGGAUUCAUACAAUCAGUUGCGGUUGCGUCCCAGUCAGGACUUGAAAGGUCGGUUAACUGUACAAUUUCAGGGAGAAGAGGGGAUUGAUGCUGGUGGGCUAACAAGGGAAUGGUAUCAAGUGCUCUCAAGGGUCAUUUUUGACAAAGGAGCCUUGCUUUUCACUACUGUUGGGAAUAAUGCAGCAUUCCAGCCUAAUCCAAAUUCUGUUUACCAAACGGAGCAUCUUUCCUAUUUCAAGUUUGUGGGCCGUGUGGUUGCAAAAGCACUGUUUGAUGGCCAACUUUUGGAUGUUCACUUCACUCGCUCAUUUUACAAGCACAUUCUUGGUGUGAAAGUAACUUAUCAUGACAUAGAAGCUGUUGAUCCUGAUUAUUACAAGAACUUGAAGUGGAUGCUUGAGAACGAUGUAAGUGAUAUCCCUGAUUUGACAUUUAGCAUGGAUGCCGAUGAGGAAAAACACAUCCUUUAUGAGAAAAAUCAGGUUACUGACUAUGAGCUUAUACCUGGAGGAAGGAAUAUCAGAGUUACAGAAGAAACAAAGCAUGACUAUGUGGACCUUGUGGCUGAACACAUAUUGAGUACAGCUAUUCGUCCUCAGAUUAAUUCCUUUUUAGAGGGUUUCAGUGAAUUAGUUCCACGGGAACUUAUUUCAAUAUUCAAUGACAAGGAACUUGAGCUUCUAAUUAGUGGACUUCCAGAAAUCGAUCUCGAUGAUUUGAAAGCCAACACAGAGUAUACUGGCUACACAACUGCAUCUCCUGUUAUCCAAUGGUUCUGGGAGGUUGUUAAAGCAUUUAACAAGGAGGAUAUGGCAAGACUGCUUCAAUUUGUAACUGGAACAUCUAAGGUUCCCUUAGAGGGCUUUAAAGCAUUGCAGGGUCUUUCUGGCCCUCAACAUUUUCAGAUUCACAAGGCAUAUGGUGCUCCGGAGAGACUACCUUCUGCCCAUACCUGUUUCAACCAGCUAGACCUGCCGGAAUAUUCCUCCAAGGAGCAGUUAGAAGAACGCUUGCUGCUUGCCAUCCAUGAAGCUAGUGAAGGUUUUGGCUUUGGUUGAUGUUUUGUACUUGUCAACCUCUCCCCUUGGUGCCAAUUAUCCUUUUCUGAUUGCGAUGUACAGGUUUCAGAGGCAAUCAGAUGAAGCUGAUGUCAAAAGCUUGUCUCUCUGAAAUGGCUGGCAUAGGAGAAGUUUUUGGAGAAGGGAAAACUAAUCUAACCUCGAACUCCUAGCUACCUUAUAGUCAGGGAAGAUAUUCUGCACUCUGACAGCAAUACCAAGGGCUUGGAGUCCUUUUUGUUUUUGGAUAUAGGCUCUACAGUUAAUUUUGAGGAGUGUAUAUGCUUGAAAAACAGUAGCCUGCCUUUAUGUAUAUUUUUUCUUUUCCUUUUUGUAUUAGACACCCUUUAUCUGCCCCACAGAUUGUGGAGGCUAGCGGCUGUUCAAAUGAAUAAUUGGUUGGCUUAUAUAUAUAUAUAUCUAUAUAUAUAUUAGCUUAAAUGGCUUGGUCCAGAUGUCAAAACUUUCUAUUGACUUUGUCUAUUAGAGUUAGGCAUACAAUUCUUGUA
Molecule: messenger RNA, 11765 nt
Organism: Phoenix dactylifera (date palm)
Lineage: Eukaryota; Viridiplantae; Streptophyta; Magnoliopsida; Arecales; Arecaceae
Source: RefSeq, a predicted model, not a curated record